CUCCGUUCUGCAUACCGAGCAGAUGUUGACGCUUAUAAAAGUCCGCAUGGAGCGACUCUGCACCGUACAUUCACCGCGACAGCACGACUCACAGCAUGGAUAACCGAUUCGGCUUUCCGCGCAGAAUCGCUCCAGAUGACUAUCUACAACACAAACCGAAGCGUUCAACAUUAGAUAUUCGAGGGACGUCCACGGGCAUGAACGUGACCGAGCCGUUAUCCGGAAAGUUUAAUGAGAAGGAACUGAUGCACGGCCUGAACGACCGUCUCGCAGGAUUCAUAGAGAAGGUGCACCAUCUGGAGUACCAGAAUCGUAUGCUAGAGAGAGAGAUCGAGGAGAUCCGGGGGAAAGCGAAACCCGCAUCUUCUUUGGAGGAGGAGUACGGGCCCGAGCUCGGCAAACUGAGACAGCUGGUUCAGGAUAUCACUCAUCAGAAGCAUCAGAUUGAAAUUGAGCAUCAGAAUUUAGAGGACGAGCUGUCCGAUUUGAGAGGAAAACAUGAACAGGAGUCGCGCAGCCGAUCUGACGCCGAAAACAACAUUGUGGUCCUCAAGAGGGACAUCAGUGACGCGUACCAGGCUAAACUGCGGCUGGACAAGAAAGCACAGGCUCUCGUGGACGAAAUCCACUUCCUGAAGAAGAACCAUGAGGCCGAGGUGUCGGAGAUGUGUGAACAAAUCCAGCAUGCGCAGGUGAACGCCAAGGCGCAUGAAUUUGGCAACCCUGGCGUCACUGCGGCACUUCGGGACAUCAGGGCGCAACUGGAAGGUCAUACCGUGUCCGAGUUCGAGCAGGUGGGAGCAACUUUCCGAUCUCAGUUCGCAAGAUUAACCGAGGCAGCUGAGAGCAAGAGGGAGGCGUUAAAAGCGACCCAGCAGGAGAUCCAGGAGUACAGGAGGCGCCUGCAGGCCAAGAACAUCGAACUGGACUGCGCUAAAGGCACCAGGGAAGCGCUGGAGAGGCAACUCCAUGACGUCGAGGAUCGCCACAAGGAAGAAAUGAUUCAUUACCAGAACACGAUCAAAGAACUUGAAAAUGAGCUCAUAAACUGCAAAUUUGACAUGUCUGGUUACCUGCGGGAAUACCAGGACCUGUUAAAUGUGAAGAUGGCUUUGGAUGUGGAGAUAAUGUCUUACAGGAAACUUCUCUGCGGUGAGGAGGCUCGACUCUCCACGAUGUCAGACACCCACAUCUCCUUGCCAUACAUCUACCACCAGUCCCCCGUUUACACUCUUCCCUGCCUCAGCCGCCCGGGAGGACCGCACAGACGAGUCGAGCCCCACUACAAGUUUGUGGAGGAGAUCAUAACAGAGACCACCAGGGAAAUUGAGAUGUCAGAGUUUGAGGAGACAGGAUCAGAGGAGACAGAGGUGGGAAAAGAUGAGCAGGAGUGUACCAAAAGAGAUGGAGGGAGCAGUGAGGAAGAGAAGGAUAAUAAAGACGUCAGAGAGGAAGACGGUGAGCAGAUGUCUGAUAGUGAGCAGAAUCAAGUAGCAUCCGUAGGACAUUCCGUGAAUGGAGGCGAUGAUGUGAGUCCUGGUGAAGUGGAUGAUGGUGAAAAGGGUCAGAAAAGUAAAGAAGAGUCAGAGGAGACUGACGCAGGUGACAAUGAAGGGGACAAAGUUGAUCAAAGUGAGAGCCUUGAUGAGGAAGAAAAUGAGCAACUUCAAAAAGUAGCUGAAAACGCAGAAGUUGAGAAAGAAGCUGCAGUGACAAAGGCAGAAGUUGAGAAAGAAGCUGCAGUGACAAACGCAAAAGAUGUAAAGCCAGAGAUCCGUGCAGGCGAGGAACCUCCAAGAAAAUCUGAUGUUAGUGAAAAAGGAGACGCUGAGAAGGACAGUUCUAUCUCUGCUCAAGUGAAGAAGCCUGUUGAGGAGACCUCAGCCCAAGUGUCCAAAGAAUCAGACAAACCUCAAGAGCUUAGCGGUGCUGUUAAAUUGCAAGAUGAGGUGCACACUUUGGCUUCAGAAACAGUCGAGAAAACCACAGAUGUUACAGCGGAGACAAAGAGCGCUCCGCCCGUAGAGAGCGAGGAGCUUUCAGAAAAGGCUCGAGUAACUUCAACUUCAACACCCACGAGUGAGGAAAAGGAAAACAGUCAAACAGAGCCGAAGGAAAUAAAUAAAUCUGACGCCGCAAAAGCUGAGGAUAAAGUAGCAAAAAGCAUUCAAGAUGCUAAACACGAUAGCAAUAAAGGCCAAGAGAAAGAGUCGCCUCUUAAAUCUGAUGUGAAAAGUCUUCCUGGAGCGGAGGAUCAGAAGCUGAACAGUGACGAUAAAACCCAAACAGACCAAACUGUGUUGCCGAAGGAGAAGACAACUGUCAAUGGAGAAAUCAAAGAGGGGGCACCUGAAAGCAGUCAGGUUCAGAAACCAAAGCCGUCUGAGGUUUCAGAGAAAAAAAAGGAUCCUCGAGAUGAAAGUGAGAAGGUGGAGAGCAGCAAGUCAGAGAAAUGAGAGGGAAAUGUGCUAAAAGCAAAAACGCUGGGGCAUAUCUUUUGAGGUCGAGAAAGUGAGGAUAAAUUACAUUUUCCCCUUGAAUGUAAUGAGCACACAGUUGGCAGGCAAAUACCAGGGAUCGUGAAGCUGAAAAUAGAGAAUGGCUUAACUAGUGCAGAUGCAAAUUUAAGGUCUAAGCUGAACCAAGCAAUAAGAAGAAAACUCAAAGCUGUAACUUCUCUACACAAUGACCGUCUUUAAAGGAGAGCAUGAUUCUUUGUGCAACAGCUUUGCCUUUGAACUUUCAACUUGUUGAAGUUUCCAAAUCCUUUAACUCACCACUUAACUAAUGUUUAAUGAAUGUAAAAGAUGCAGUUACAUUUA
Molecule: messenger RNA, 2822 nt
Organism: Morone saxatilis (striped sea-bass)
Lineage: Eukaryota; Metazoa; Chordata; Actinopteri; Moronidae
Product: neurofilament light polypeptide
Exons: 4
Coding region: 96-2456 (786 amino acids)
Biological process (GO): neurofilament bundle assembly
Cellular component (GO): intermediate filament; axon; cytoplasm
Molecular function (GO): structural constituent of cytoskeleton
Source: RefSeq, a predicted model, not a curated record